Molecule: messenger RNA, 3966 nt
Organism: Aspergillus mulundensis
Lineage: Eukaryota; Fungi; Ascomycota; Eurotiomycetes; Eurotiales; Aspergillaceae
Product: WD repeat protein
Exons: 7
Coding region: 1-3966 (1321 amino acids)
Biological process (GO): vacuolar acidification
Cellular component (GO): RAVE complex
Molecular function (GO): protein binding
Source: RefSeq, a predicted model, not a curated record
AUGCGAGCAGUACUGCCGGGGAGACCCCCAGCGAAGCUCCAGUCUUUCGGCACCGCGUCCUGGAAUGGCCUUCGAGUUGUUGUGUACAUCUCCGGUCAGGCACUUGUCAUCCUCGGCGGCCCGCACAAGCUCCUACAAACGAUCUAUGUCGACGAUGCACCUACGCUAGAGGCUGUCGCGAUAGACGAAGCUUCGGGGAGGAUAGCUGCUUGCGGGGGCCCGCAUGCUUUCGUCUACGAGCCUUACGGGACCUACGGCGAAACGCUGAAGUGGUCGCUGUCAUAUACCCUCCGCUACGAAGACGAUGAGGAGCCGAUCCGUACGAUAUCGUGGGGCUCGUCCGACGAGCUCCUCUUGGGCAACUCGCAUCUCACACUUUGGUUUCUGAACGACACACCUCGGGCGGCAUGGCGGCAGAAGCUGGCGAAUCCGGUCAAGUUCGCGCAAAUAUCGCCCGACUCCACUCUUGUCGUUACUACCGGACUUUAUGAUCGGUUUGUGAAGGUAUGGAGGCGAUUGUCGUUCGGCGCCGACGACGUGCGGUUCGACGUGUCAUAUCUGGCGCAUCCUGCUAUAAUUACGGGGUUCCACUGGCGCCGGCCGCUUCAUGGAGAACAAUCGAUGGCCAAUGUAUUCUACACGUUAUGUGCCGAUAAUAAGAUCCGAGUCUGGGCAGCGAUUGACAACCAUGCCCCGUCUCCGCUACAGCUCUGGACGCAGAUUGACAUGGACCGGUCUGUCCAACCGAGGCAUGCGACGAAUGGAGCGAGUGUAUCGCGUCGCUACGGAUUCAUUAUUGACAGCCGAGAUUUUUGCAGCGCUACCGAGCGGGCAGUGGAGCGAGGUACGGGGAAUCAAGGAAACCAUGCUCUGGAACACAUCAUUGAGGUUGCGACGAAGAGCCCGGAAAUCUGUGUGGUAAUGGACGGCGAGGGACAUAUGGCUGCCUGGGCGCUGGAAGAUGUUGGCUCAAAGGCCGGUACUCAAAUGAAUGUUUUCAACAUCCUCCACGUUGAGGGUCUAGACUUUUCAUUCUUGCGUGGGCUUACUGCGAACGAGGAUUAUGCACAGAUCUGUGCUUUUCAAAGUGCAGACCCUGGAGACACGCUAUCAAUUUUGGUCCAUCACUUCGACGGCCGGAUCGAAUGGUUUGACUCGCAGGUCGAUGUCAUGUUCGACCCGGCUCCGGUCAAGAAUCGGAUUGCCCGUAAGGCGUCUUGGACUGGGCACAUUGGUCCCGUCAAGAAGAUUGUCCGAAAUGCGUUUGGUGAUACUCUCACAUCACGUACCGACGAUAACAAAGCCUUGAUAUGGAGACAGAAGCGGAGGAACAGCGGUUCAGGGCUUGUCCGGAAGAGCACGUUGUUCUCCCAAGAGCAUAUCCAUCGCAGCUGCGUGGUCGAGAAUGGUGGCUUUGUCGUGAAUCUACACCAUAAGGGGAUCUCUAUCUGGGAUGUCCGCUCGUUCCAUGCCAAGAAAAUCGCGUCCUCGGAGUUCGAGCUCUCAAGUAAGCCACUUUGCGUUCUGGAGAUGCUUACCCCCGAGAAGAAUGCUGGUGUUGUAUACAUCGCGGCAAUUGCGGCGGAUAUGAGUGGAAUUGCUUGGGAGGUCAGUCUUCCGGUUGCAAAAGGGCAAUCAAAGUCCGACUGCCACCUGAACAAAUUCUGUACCUUUGACCUAGGUCUGAAAGAGGACGUCGCAUACUUCCUACCUGUGGACCCUGCCGGCCCUCGGACCCAGAUGUCGGGAUUCUUUGACAUGUUUUCACCUGACAUAGCGCUGUCUUACACGACGACUGGAAUUGUCCGCACAUGGACCGCUAAAGUGGACAAGGGGAAUGGCCGGUUAGACUGGCUACUGACCUCCACGGUUGAGACGGGGAUCACGAAUAUCUCUCUCGCUAGUGGAAGUUCCAUCAAAAAAGCCGCACUCGUUGAUGAGGGUCGAACGCAUCUAACAAUCUGGGAUACAAAGGGGGCGCAGCUCGAGUUUGAGGAGCACUUCGGCCAGCAAGACAUCAUCCGCGACUUGGACUGGACGUCCACACCGGACAUGCAGUCCGUUCUCGCUGUUGGAUUCCCUCACAAAGUCAUCCUCCUCACGCAGCUACGCUAUGACUACCUCGACUCUGGCCCGUCCUGGACGCAAAUUCGCGAGAUCUGGAUUCGCGACCUCACCCCUCAUCCUAUUGGGGACUCUUGCUGGCUGAGCAACGGCCACCUGGCUAUCGGCGCGGGUAACCAGCUCUUUGUAUACGACAAUGAGAUUGAAGUCGCAGACCGGCUGGUGUCACAGCUCCGUAUUCCUACUCGUGGCUCGUCAACUGUAGAUCUCUUUGAAGUCGUGAGCCGACUCAAUGGCGCGCUUCCUGCAUUCCACCCGCAGUUCCUUGCCCAGUGUAUACUUAGCGGCAAAACGAACCUGGUGCAUUCGAUUUUGAUGAAUCUUCAUCGGAAAUUGAAGUUUUACACGGAGGGCGACGAGAUUGACGGCUUCCUGGAGAUGCCAUUAGAAGAUUAUUAUUUUGAUCGUGAUACGCCACAAAAAGCAGUAUCUAAAGAACUGCACUCGUCAUAUGCAGACCUUUCUCUAGAGGAUGAGCCUACAGUCGUGGACGAGGCCACUGCAGCCAUUCUCAACGAGAACUUGGCGCGGCUUGCAUUACCGCAACUGACUAGCCAGGAACAAGUCCGGCUAGUGGAUACGAUUGAAUGCGUUGCCACUGUUGAGAAGCAUCGGCGUUCAAUGGAUGACAAUGCUGCGCGCUAUCUUUUGUUCUUCCGACAGCAUAUGCUGCGCAGGACCCAGGGGAUUGCGAAUAACGACACGGUUUCCUGGCGAGAGAUUGUUUGGGCUUUCCACAGUGGCAGCCAAGACAUACUUAUAGACCUUGUUUCAAGACAGUUCGGCGGCAAACUGUCAUGGAAAUCUGCCCGGGAGAGCGGGAUGUUCAUGUGGCUGUCGAGUCCUGCAGCGAUUCGCGCACAGCUGGAGGUAGUGGCUCGGAACGAGUACACCAAGUCUGAAGAGAGGAAUCCAAUCGACUGCUCUUUGUACUACUUGGCGCUCAGGAAGAAGAACAUUCUUCAGGGUCUCUGGAGGAUGGCUCACUGGAACCGAGAGCAGUCGGCGACGCAAAAGUUGCUGGCGAACGACUUUCGAGAACCUCGAUGGCAGACUGCCGCUCUGAAGAACGCAUAUGCGCUGCUUGGAAGGCGGAGAUUUGAAUAUGCUGCGACGUUUUUCCUUCUGGCAGACCACUUGCGAGAUGCUGUUCAGGUCUGCCUUAACCAAGUUGGCGAUCUUCAGCUUGCAAUUGCUAUUGCCCGUGCCUAUGAGGGAGAUGAUGGCCCGGUGCUAAAGGAGAUACUGGAGACGAGAGUACUGCCUGAAGCUGCCGUUGACGGGAACCGCUGGAUGGCUUCCUGGGCGUUCUGGAUGCUCGGCCGUCGUGAUAUGGCCGUGCGGUCACUUAUUUCCCCCGUUGAGUCCCUUAUCCCCUCAGAUCCGACGUCCCCCGAGACCCCCGGUUCAAUUCCCCUGCAAGCCAAAUCCUACCUAUCCAACGACCCAGCACUGGUAGUCCUCUACAAACAACUCCGCGAAAAGACCCUUCAAACCCUAAAAGGCGCCUCGAAAGUAUCUGCCCAAGCUGAAUGGGACUUUGUCCUUCGAAACGCACGUCUUUAUGAUCGUAUGGGCUGUGACCUGCUCGCCCUCGACCUCGUCCGCCACUGGGAGUUCUUAAAGGAGCCGCCGCCUACACAGCUGACCAAGGACGGUACAAUCAAUCUCGUCGACGGCGCCAUUGAUUAUCGGAAGAUGCUCCGCCGGCGAAGCAGUCUUGUUGUGGCGGAUAUGCCGGCUAAGCCACCGUCACCGGUUGCGCCGAAGAAGCAGCAACCGCCGCCUACGAUGUUCCAUGAGCCUGAUGCAAACUCGCUGCUUGAUAGCUUUGGCUUCUAG